Messenger RNA from Trypanosoma cruzi, 447 nucleotides. RefSeq lists its product as uncharacterized. The transcript has a single exon. The record is from RefSeq and is a predicted model, not a curated record. Lineage: Eukaryota; Euglenozoa; Kinetoplastea; Trypanosomatida; Trypanosomatidae. The coding region runs from base 1 to 447 and encodes 148 amino acids.
AUGCGAUCCUGCCUCGUCGGAUGCGUCCACAGUGCGCUGCACCACGGCGGCGAGGCAGUCGCACCGUGUCCAGCUCCCACUCACCUCCACAGCCUGGGAGUGUGGCACCGCGACAGCUGCACAGCAUCGCUCGGCCCACGCGCAUCAUCGAAGGAUGCUUCUGCCCACCUGGCCGCCAGUCCAGCACCGCUGCGGAGGAUCAUUGGAUUCCGCGCACCACACAGCACGAACGCCUCACGCGUCUCCGGUAUAUUGAGGGCGUGCGUGGCGCAAUCUGCUUGGAAGCCAUGCCGUCGUCAAUACAUUGGAAGGCAGCGACGACCAUUUCUCUGCCGGGAGAUGCCGUCCUCAACGGACUGCGACGCGUCCGCCGCCACAUGGAGAUCUCCCCGCGCCACAUCCACGCCCCACAUGCUGAGCACCGCAUUGUUGUCUGGGGCACUGUGA